AUGGAAUUUAAAUCUCAAGCUGAAUCUGGAUUGCAACUUUUAGAAAGGCUUGUAGCACGGCCCAUUAUUAAAGAUCUAACACCUUUAUUACCAGACGAAUUGACUAGUGAGACCAUAGAAAUAAUUGGAGAUGCAUCAACAGGAAAAACAUUAUUUUUGACCGAAUGUAUUGCCAAAUGCAUCAUUCCCCAAAAUGCUUGUGGUUUAGAUGCAGGUGUUGUUUACAUUGAUCUAGACGGACAAUUCAAUAUCACCAAACUAGUUAAAAUCAUUAAGCGUAUAAUUAAGAACGCUGAUGAUAAUUUAGUUAAGGCCUGUCUAAAUAAAUUAACAAUGAUCAAUUGUUAUGACAGUCCAACUUUGUAUGUUACAUUUCAAAGAUUAAAACUAUUUCUUACUGAACAGUCUCAAGUGGGGUUGGUUAUUUUGGAUAGUGUUUCUGCAAACUAUUGGCAAGAUUCAGUAUCUGGUGGUGAAAAGUAUAUGGAUACCUAUGUAGAGAAAAUGAUAUCAUCAUUGAAAAUUUGUUUGGAAGAUUUUAAAGUACCAAUUAUAUUUACUAGACAAAGUUAUUUUCAGUCUAAACAAGGUGAUUCUUUAUUAGAUUGUGUAAAUCGUAGAAUUCUCUUCAAAAGGUUAGGUUUUGAUUUUUUUGCAACUAUAACAAGAAGAAAUGUAAACCUUUGUUAUAAAUUUAAUAUUAAUGAACUGGGAAUUAGCGAGUUUAAUUUACAAGUAUAG
Molecule: messenger RNA, 741 nt
Organism: Acyrthosiphon pisum (pea aphid)
Lineage: Eukaryota; Metazoa; Arthropoda; Insecta; Hemiptera; Aphididae
Product: X-ray repair cross complementing 2
Exons: 1
Coding region: 1-741 (246 amino acids)
Biological process (GO): DNA strand invasion; double-strand break repair via homologous recombination
Cellular component (GO): centrosome; replication fork; Rad51B-Rad51C-Rad51D-XRCC2 complex
Molecular function (GO): ATP binding; four-way junction DNA binding; ATP-dependent DNA damage sensor activity
Source: RefSeq, a predicted model, not a curated record